GGAGAUAUUUGGAAACACUGACUGUAGAUUCGUGUCAACUAGUUAGCAGCGGUGUCAAAAUAUUUUUGUUUGGUGUAUUUUUUUGUUAUUACAAGAAAAUUGUAAUGUUUUUUAUUUAUUUUAAUGCUAUUUUAUAAGAGAUAGCAGUGGCACAUAGUAUUUAUUAUGACGUUAUAGUAAUAACAUUUUGUAGAUUGGUACCGUGUUAGUCAUGUCAGAUUGCGCGUUGGUGGCCAAUGUAAACGAGCAUGAUGCGAGCAUGGACGUGGGGAACGACAAGUCUCUCUUCGAGCCCACUGUUGAUAUGAUGGUAAAUGAUUUCGAUGACGAGAGAACAUUAGACGAAGAAGAGGCUUUGGCGGCGGGAGAGCAGCAGGAUCCCAAAGCAGAGCUCAAUAGCCUGCAGCGGGAAGGUGAUAUGCCCCUAGAAGAACUACUAGCGCUGUACGGAUACGACAGAAACAUGGAUAAACCCGCUCCUGAACAAGCUCCGGCCGAGGUGGUUCCCGAAGAGAGUGAGAAACCAGAGUCUGUACUGCAACAACUAUACACUGAAACUACAAGUCCCGAAGCCACCCGCUGUCUCCGAUCCGGCUCGAGACCACCUUCUGAAGAGGAAGAAGACUAUGAUUACAGUCCAGAUGAAGAUGACUGGAAGAAAACCAUAAUGGUUGGCAGUGAUUAUCAAGCGGCAAUACCGGAAGGUUUAUGCAGUUACGAUGAUGCAUUGCCAUAUGAAAAUGAAGACAAAUUAUUGUGGAACCCUAGUGUUCUUGAUGAAAAUGUCAUAGAGGACUAUAUGAGGAAAAUUUGUGCAUUGACCUCCGGCUCAGGGAUGGAUGCGAUCCCCCGGGGGAAGCAGCUGCGUGACGAUGAAGAAGCUUUAUUCCUUCUUCAGCAAUGCGGCCACAAUCUAGAGGAAGCACUAAGAAGAAGACGAAUUACCGCACAGGCCCCAGCUGAUGCUAGUUUAUGGUCAGAGGAAGAAUGUCGUAAUUUUGAAAAUGGACUUAAAGCACAUGGGAAAGAUUUCCAUUUGAUAAGGCAGAACAAGGUUCGGACCCGGUCAGUGGGAGAACUAGUUCAGUUCUAUUACAUUUGGAAGAAAACAGAAAGGCACGAUAUCUUUGCAAAUAAGGCUCGCCUAGAGAAGAAGAAGUAUACACUUCACCCUGGGCAUACAGAUUAUAUGGAUAGGUUCUUGGAGGAGCAGGAGGCGUCGGGCGCAGGCGCGGGUCCGGUGCGCGCGGCGUCGCCGUCGCCGAUGUUGGUGUACGCGCCGCCCGCCGCCGCGCAGCCUGACCCUUUGGCACUCGGCGAGAAGGAGGUGUUCUCACAGAUGAACCACACUCCUCCCGAUACCACGUCGAGAGAAGACCCAGAACCAGACAUGGGCUCCUAAUAUUUAUUAUGGCAUUGCCUGUUGUCAAGUAGAAUGCACUGUUUACAAAGUGUGACAAGUUGAUUUACAUACUUGAGUUAAGUGGACUGCUCUAAGGAUAUUCCUUCUCAUAAGAAUAGUUCCUCAUUCUUAAGUCUUACUUUUAACUGCAUUCUACGAGAAUCUAUCUCUUUCCUAGAAGAUUGAUUGUUCUAAUAAACCUCUGGCGAAAAUACUUUUUAGUAUUAUCAAUGAACACUUGAACUCUGAAGUAUGUAAGUUUUACUGUCUAUUUAUGCAGCUCAGAUUUGUAUCAAAAACUGCUGUUAUUAUAUAUACUGUGUCUAUUCCCCAUAUGGAAUCCAUAUCAAAGGGGCUGGCAUAUAAUUUUUUUCUAAAUCUCUCAUCUCAUCACUAUCAAAACCAUGAGAUGCUUUCAGUAAGCAUCUCAUGGUUUUGAUGAGAUCCCAUAGGGUAUAACUGCAUCUUUGAUAUAAAUCUGACCUAUUUUAUUCCCUUAUUCAUAAAAUGAAAACUAACUUUUUUACAUAUUUUAAUAUGCAAACUCAAAGAGAUAAAUAAUGAGAGCAUAGAAGUAUAGACCAUAUGGGUAUUAUUCUAUAAAUUUUAUAUUUGUUAUAACAGUGUUCAUGUGCAUACAUAAUUAUUGAUUUCUUUUAUGUCUACAUUUAAAUAUUUUAGUGUAUAUUUUGUCCACCUUAGAUGAAUUUCUGAUAUGAUUCUCACAAUCAAUCAUAUAAUUUUUAUUUAAAUGACAUUGUUAAUUUAUAAUAAUAUAUAUUUCUGGAUUUACAUGAUUGUUAUGGUCAUAAUUAUUAUUAUUUUCUGUAUAAAAUUAGACAGUGAUUUGUGUUGUUGGGCAUCCUUUCAUCUGAGAGUUGUUGGUGAAAAGAAAAAAUAUACUUUUCUAUUGUUAUUCAGCAGCAAAGGAAACAAAGCUCACUAUACUGAAGGCAAACUACGUCAAUCUCAAUUCCAUCAUUAAGCCAUAUGUGCAAAGCCAGCUUUUCAAGAUUGUUAGCUCUGUUAAGGCUUAGCCGUGAUUAACAUGUAACUAUCAUAGAAACAAUAUAGUCCCAUAUCACUCUGAUUCCUGUAUGUAAAUUAAGUCAAGUUUGUUGCCCUUGUUGAAUCGUUAGUGUCGUGUGGUUCCCGGCACCAAUACAAAAAAGAAUAGGACCACUCCAUCCCUUUCCCAUGGAUGCCGUAAAUGGCGACUAAGGGAUAGGCUUACAAACUUGGGAUUCUUUUUAGGCGAUGGGUUAGCAACCUGUCACUAUUUGAAGCUCAAUUCUAUCAUUAAGCUAAAUAGCAGGAUGUGGCCAUUCAGUCUUUUCAAGACUGUUGGCUCUGUCUACCCCGCAAGGGAUAUAGACUUGACCAUAUGUAUGUAUGUUUAAUCAUUAAUAUGUGGUAUUUUUUAAUGUUUACUUGGAACUUACUACUUUUUUAGAUAUCAAUUUCAUUAUAUUUACAGUUAUAUUAUAUCUGUAGGCUGGUAGAUGUAAUGAUGUCUGCAUUAUGAAUUGAUUUAUUGUGCAUUACCUAAACGAAUUUGAAUUCGUCGAUGGUGGUUUGUCCUACAAACAGGUCGAUAUCAUUAUUUAUCGUCAUCUUAAAAUUGGGAGACAGGUCUUUCACCUUUCAAUUCUACCGAUGAUACGCUCGAUAUAAGAAAAAGUUUUAAACUCCAAUGCAUCAAUUCACUGGACUGGAUAGGCUUGUCUGUCCUCUCAGCUAGCCCUCUCAAAAUAUUCUGCUUAUUGAUACUUCGAUUCAAUUAACGGUAGUUCUAUGCUCUCUUUAUUUUGACUUAAAGUUUUAUAAAUAAUUGACUGAACACUAUGGUGUCUUAAAUUGUGUGUGAUUUGUUGUUUUUAUGAUAAGAAUUUUAACAGUACAAUGUAAAUAAUAUUUUAAGCAUUAUAUUUAAUAGUUUUGUUAUGAAUGGGGGAAUAUGAAUCAUAAUUAUGUAAUUAUGUGUAAAUAUACACAUUACACCCAUAAAUCGUUAUGGGUUGUGUAAAAUUGUGGGAAACUAAUAAAACAGUGCAAAAUAAGUAAUCUCCAAA
Molecule: messenger RNA, 3474 nt
Organism: Amyelois transitella
Lineage: Eukaryota; Metazoa; Arthropoda; Insecta; Lepidoptera; Pyralidae
Product: mesoderm induction early response protein 1
Exons: 1
Coding region: 212-1402 (396 amino acids)
Biological process (GO): negative regulation of transcription by RNA polymerase II
Cellular component (GO): nucleoplasm
Molecular function (GO): histone deacetylase binding; transcription corepressor activity
Source: RefSeq, a predicted model, not a curated record